Messenger RNA from Leishmania braziliensis MHOM/BR/75/M2904, 840 nucleotides. It is a transcript of the gene DOT1, whose product is annotated as putative histone-lysine N-methyltransferase. Bases 1 to 840 code for a protein of 279 amino acids. NCBI's taxonomy places the organism in Eukaryota, Euglenozoa, Kinetoplastea, Trypanosomatida, Trypanosomatidae. The transcript has a single exon. Gene Ontology annotation, biological process: DNA damage checkpoint signaling; DNA repair; regulation of transcription regulatory region DNA binding. The record is from RefSeq and is a predicted model, not a curated record. Gene Ontology annotation, molecular function: histone H3K79 methyltransferase activity. Gene Ontology annotation, cellular component: nucleus.
AUGCACAAACGUCUGCGCCGUGUCGACGAUGCGGUUUCUCAGCCGGUAAAGGCUGCAAAGCUGGGAGGCGGGCAGGAGCUCCUCUCUUUUACUGUCGAAGUUGGUGACGGGACACCGCGCAGCCCGUAUCGCCUUCCGCUGCGAACGAAGCCGAACGCCUCCCGCUGUCUUCACUGCCCGACCCACACGUGCUACUGCGUGUGGUUUGGCGAGCAGCUGGAGCACUGCUACGCGUCUCUCGCAUUGAAGCGGGAGACGGAGCGCAUCAAGAAGCGCGAGCUGUGCGCCAAGUCUAUCUUGCCACCUUUUGUCACUCGACUCAUUCGCAUUGCCAACGUGGCGACCGCGGAGACGUUUUAUGAUUUAGGCUGCGGAAACGGCAGCGUGCUUUUCCAGGUGGCCGCCUUGACAGGUGCGCGGUGUGUUGGGGUGGAGAUCAACCCCCACAACGCCCAGCUUGCAAAGGAUGCGUGGGCGUUUCUUCGACCCAUCUUCGAGGCAAGGUUCAAGCGCCAACUGACAGUGGAGAUUGUCUGCGCUGACUUCUGCACUCUCCUAUGCGAUGCGGCGUACUUUCCUACGCCGUGCGUCAUUUGGGCGGCAAAUCUUCUGCUGCCCAAGUCAGUGAAUCACUACCUCUCGGAGCGGCUGCGCAGCGUGCCGCGUGGGACGCGCAUAAUGUGCUUCGAGGAUAUGUACCCGCACUCCCGCUCACUGUCUCGCUUGCGGGACCCUGACGCGUUCGAGAAGUUUGACAUGCUCGACUACGAGUGGCAGCCGGACAGCGUUGAGUGGUGCUCCCAGACUGGCCGGUUUUUCUUGUAUCUGAAGCGCACUUGA